ACCCGCCCUCCUACCGCUUCUGCCAUCGUCAACCCUCGAGGGACGGGUGAGAAGAAAGAAGUUGCUAAGGAGGAUGCUCCUACAUCGAAGGGGAAGCCUGUUGAGUAGCAAGAGGCAGGGUAGACCUUUCCCUCUCAAGGGGAUGACUCUCCAGCUCAUAAGAAGAGGAAGACUUCUGACCCGGAGCCUGACAACCAGGUUUCACCGAGAAGACCACUGUCGAGAACGCCGCUCUUUUAACGACUCGGUGGUGAAACGCUUCAUCUCGAGGCCUGACAUAAAAACCAUACGUGAACUUUUCGAGGAAGAGGAAGUCGAACAGCUUCAUUCUUCCUGGAUUGAUCAUUCGAUUCGGAUGGUUGUGAUGAGCCACCGUCACACCGCGGGCUUCCGCAAGCUUCGAGAUGGGUUGAAACCUCAAACUGAGCUAGCCAUUGAAAAGGGUCUGGAGAUCGAGCAGCUCAAGAAGGACUUCGAGGCGGAGAGGAAGCUAUGGGCCGAAGAGAAGGCCACCCUGGAGAAGAAACUCCAGGACAUUGUGAGCCAACGGGACAGCGUUACGCGUACCUAAAAGCUCAUAAUCGAGGAGUGGAAAAAGUCUGAGGCGGGCAGGAUGUUUGCUAAUGACAUGGGGUUGGAAGCGGCUGAGGUCGCUACUCGAGAGACCGUAACCAAGCUUCGAGAGGCCUUGAGGAAGAUACACCCUUCGGCUGAUUGGGAGAGGGUUGAAGCAGAAUAUAAUGUGGUGGUUAAUGCCGAACUCAAGGUGGACGAUAGCAUGGACAUCGGGGACCUUUUGAGAUAGGACAUUCCGCUGAUUAAGGGAGUGCCCUCUACUGUCAAGGCGCAGCGGAGAAGCGGUCCAUGAGGAGGAUUCGGGGGAGCGACAAAACUCGA
Molecule: messenger RNA, 897 nt
Organism: Beta vulgaris subsp. vulgaris (sugar beet)
Lineage: Eukaryota; Viridiplantae; Streptophyta; Magnoliopsida; Caryophyllales; Amaranthaceae
Exons: 2
Coding region: 74-571 (165 amino acids)
Source: RefSeq, a predicted model, not a curated record